This is a messenger RNA of Dermacentor albipictus, 807 nucleotides long. The record is from RefSeq and is a predicted model, not a curated record. NCBI's taxonomy places the organism in Eukaryota, Metazoa, Arthropoda, Arachnida, Ixodida, Ixodidae.
AUGACUGAAGAAAGAAAGUUGCGCUACGUCAUGCGAGGUGUCAAAGAGCAGUUCUUCGCUGGACUUGUGCGGAAUCCACCAGUCACCGUCGCUGACUUCAUCAAAGAGGCUACGGCUAUUGAGCGGGCCCUUCAUCAGAGACGCAGACACUGGCCGACGCUCCUUAGUUCACUGGCGGCACCGGCAUUUGGCUGCCGCUUCUCCUCCGCGACACUCGAGAGUUUGUCUACUCCCUUCAUGUUUCCGAUGGCAGAAAACAACGGUCAUGGUCACUUCGUCAAGCCGUUCCAUCUUGAUGCUCGGAUCGCCGACUAUGUGGCCAACCACAGCGGUCGGCUGAACCCGGUUUUGACAAAACUUUGCCAAAGGACACAGAUGAUGCCUCUUGCUGACAUGAUGAGCGAUACGUCUCAGUUGCAACUCUUCCAGAUCCUACUCAAGGCUACGGGGGCCAGGUAUUAUUUGGAAAUAGGCGUAUAUACAGGCGUGAGCGCAUUAGCCGUUGCCCUCGCACUUCCACCAGAUGGGCGUGUCAUUGGGUUGGAGACUAACGAGGAAACCGUCAACAUUGGGAGGCCCUUCUGGAAAGAGGCUGGGGUCGACGGCAAGAUUGACAUCGUCAUUGGUGACGCCAAGAAGUCUCUUGUGGGCUUAGGAAACGCAGAGAUGGCCCGAAGUUUCUCGGGAUCCGGAGGCAUGCCAUCGUCGGACACAAUGUGGCCAACGGUCAUCAACUUGCAGGUACAGCGGGAGAAGCUCAUGGGCUCUGAGAAGGUAUUAUCACGUCUCGAAGGAGCAUGUCAUUGA